CGAAGAAAGCGCUAACUUGGCAACACUGGCGGAGGAGGAACCCAUGUAAACAUUGGAGAUUGUUUUCCACCAAUGUCAAAUUUAUGACGUUUUUCUCAUGAUUUCGAGGAUCUGCUGGUGUUUUGGGUGCUGGAAGGUGGACGAGGGUGUUGUGUUAGUGUUGAAUUAGCAAGAAAUUCUUUAAUAAAACACCAGUGAUUUAGAGGAGAAGUUUGGAAUUCUGCAGUUAUCUUGAAAAAUGUCCUCUCACAAGUUUGAGCUGUUGGAUGAGGAGGUUGAGGCUCUCCUGGACCAAGUUGCAGACAAGUUAGAGUUUGCCAUUGGAAGAUGUAAGAGUCAGGAAGAAAGGAAACGUAUCUUGUCGGAAAUUGAGAGGUCCCUCAAUGAUGCAAGUGGUUCCCUGCUCGAGAUGGAUAUAGAAGCAAGAAAAGCCCCAGCUGAGUUCCGUGGGACAAUGGCAAAUAAAGUGCAGCGUUACCAAAAUGAAGUCACAAGGUACCAGGGUCGCCUAGAGCAAGAGAGGUCCUCACAGAUGGCAACGAGAGCAGCUCUCUUCAGUAAUUCAGACAGUAAUGACAACUUUGACAAUGAAAUUCGAAGACAGGUACAGCAAGGCACUGCCAUCCUGGAACGCACAUCAGCCAGUAUUGCACGUUCCACUGCCAUUGCAGUGGAAACAGAGAGAGUGGGGACAGAUGUUCUAGGGGAGUUGGGCACACAAAGGGAGACACUCACACGCACGAGAGACAGACUCAUAGACACAGAUGCGGAACUAAGCCGAAGCAAAAGGAUUAUCCGGUCCAUGUCACGAAAUGUCUUAUACAAUAAGAUUUUGUUGAUUCUUAUCAUUAUUCUGGAAUGUUGCAUACUAGGUGCAGUGAUUUACUGGAAGUUCUUCAUGAAAUGAGUACCGACUAAAGUAGUGAAUGCCAUCUUACCUUCCUCUUACACUAUCAGCUUAGUAUCAGAUACAGAAAUAUUCAUCUUAGGUUUUGAAAAGCACAUAUAUAGGAGUGCCAUAUUUCUUUUUAUUUCCCUGAUAAUGGACUGGCAGCGAGUCAAUUGCCUUGUCUGUCCUCACAAAAAUCACUUGGUCAUUCCAACACAGCCAUUACUCAUUUAGCCAUAGGAGCUGUGGUUAUGCCUCUUCUGCCUUUACCCAAAGAACAACAGCCUGAGAGUAAGUGUACAGUGUACAGACCUUGUACUCCUGUGUUGUUUACCAAAGCUUGUCAUGGUUAUAAGUUUCUUUUGAUACAUGCUUUGUUUAUAUAUAACUCUUUUUUUUUUCUCUUCUUUCCCCCUCCCCCUAUUUUCAUAUAUCUUUUGGCUUAGCAUUUGUAAGAUUUUAAGAAAUCACAGUUUGCAUGGUUGUUAUUUGUUGUAUUGUUUUUCCAAAGAUUUAUCAUAUAACUAUACCAUUCAGUUUCAUGGAACAAAGACAUAUUUAGGAGACUUUAAUGCAUGUAGAUUGCAAUCAAAAGUGAUUAGCUGAUUAUGGAUAGUAUUUUAUACCAAUAAUUUUUUGAUGUAAAGAGUUUUGUAGGCACUUAUUAUUUAUAUAGAAGAUUCUCAGAAUGUCUCGUAUAUUGUGUACAGUUAAGAUUUAGAGUGAUGACUAAUGAAAACGUGCAUUACUUUAAUAAGAUAACUGAUAAACUUAAUUCUGCAAUUUUUUUUUUAUGUACUGACAGUUUAUAGGUGUUUCCCUACCAUGAUAUAAGCUUCCUCAGGUGGCUUGCAAGUGAUGCCUUGGUCUUUCUCAAUCCUUUUGGGUCAUGCAAAGGAAUAUUUACCAGUCCUUUUUUCUUCCUGUAGAAAGUAAAUUUCAUAUUGGCAUAAAAUUAUAAGCUUUUUGUUGCUCUAGGGUUUCCACUGUAGUAUUUUUGCCACUUGCAGUCAGUGGACAAGUAACAGUGACAUAAUAAGGGGGUACACUGGACUAGGGACUUGUAUCUCUCUCUUCCUGUCUCCUGUAAUUUCCUUCUUCCCCGUAUUCUAUUCAGAUACUGUUAUUUAGUACUGUCAGCUAACCUAGGCAUUGUUAGUAAUAUUUGUAUGGAAAAUUGUAUAGUGGUAUUCUAAUUUGCAUAUAAAAAAAAUCAGUUGACAAUUCAA
Messenger RNA from Penaeus monodon (black tiger shrimp), 2118 nucleotides. It is a transcript of the gene Vti1b, whose product is annotated as vesicle transport through interaction with t-SNAREs homolog 1B-like. Gene Ontology annotation, molecular function: SNAP receptor activity; SNARE binding. The coding region runs from base 239 to 907 and encodes 222 amino acids. Gene Ontology annotation, cellular component: SNARE complex; late endosome membrane; Golgi apparatus. Lineage: Eukaryota; Metazoa; Arthropoda; Malacostraca; Decapoda; Penaeidae. The record is from RefSeq and is a predicted model, not a curated record. The transcript is spliced from 5 exons. Gene Ontology annotation, biological process: retrograde transport, endosome to Golgi; Golgi to vacuole transport; regulation of protein localization to plasma membrane.